Notolabrus celidotus (New Zealand spotty) is the source of this 3563-nucleotide messenger RNA. Its product is annotated as UPF0577 protein KIAA1324-like. The record is from RefSeq and is a predicted model, not a curated record. Bases 194 to 3208 code for a protein of 1004 amino acids. Gene Ontology annotation, biological process: positive regulation of BMP signaling pathway. Lineage: Eukaryota; Metazoa; Chordata; Actinopteri; Labriformes; Labridae. The transcript is spliced from 22 exons.
ACCCGGAAGUGUAAUUAGCACUGAUUGUGGUUUGACUGGAUGGUGAGUGAGAGACAUGCAGGCUGCAGGAGGCUGCAGGAGGAGGCAUCACUGACAGACACAGCAGCCCAGAAACACACACACUGCUCGGCCUGUUGGAUGCUCGAGGCUCCGGACGGAGGACAGCCGGCUGUGUGUGUGACCCGAGCUGAGGAUGCGGGAUCAGGUCUGGGCCUCCUGGUUCCCCCUUCUCCUCUUCAUCACUGCUCACUCUUCAUCAGUGUCCGCCGUCAGAGAGCUGCGGCCGUGCGAUGAGACCGACUACUACUUCCAGUACACAGAGUGUGACAGCACAGGCUCACGAUGGAGGGUCGCCAUCCCUCUCAAUCCAGGCUCCUGCUCCGGCCUUCCUCCUCCCACCAGAGGGACAGACUGCUCUUUCUCCUGCCCAGCUGGGAUGUUUUUAGAGAUGACUACGCAGCAGUGCACGCCAUGUGCAGCAGGUUCCUACUCGCUGGGCAGCGGCCUUCGCUUCGACCAAUGGGACGCCAUCCCUGCAGGCUUCACGAGCAUGGCCAGCUUUUUAGACUCUGGUCCAAAUGGAGAGGACAUCCAGGCCUGUAACAGCUCGACCUGGACGCCACAGGGUGUAUAUCUGGAAUCAAACCGCGAUGAGUGCACCGUGUCUUUAGUGUACGCUGUCCAUCUAGAGAAACAAGGAUCUGUCUCCUUCACCUACCAGUAUCCUGACAACAACAUAUUCUUUGAGUUUUAUGUCCAGAAUGAGCAGUGUCAGGAAAUGGCUCAGUCGGACGAGCAGAAGUGGAUUAAAGUGACCAACAAUGGAGAGUGGGGAACACACACGGUGAGUCUGAAGUCUGGUACCAACAUCCUGUACUGGAGAACCACGGGCAUCCUAGUGGGAGGGAAGAUGUUUAAACCUGUGCUGCUGAAGAACAUCCAAAUAGAGGGAGUCGCCUACACGUCAGAGUGUUUCCCGUGUCGCCCCGGCUGGUUCAGCUCGACCCCCGGCUCUUCAUCCUGUCAGCCCUGUCCCAGCAACACCUUCUCCAUCAAGGACGCGUCUUCCUGUACGCCCUGCUCUGAACACCACUACUCACAGGAGGGAUGGGCGGAGUGCAAGCCGAGGCCGGCGUGCUCAGAGAGGGAUUACUUUCAGAUCCACACGGCCUGCGACAGCGAAGGAAAGACUCAGGUGCUGUAUCGAUGGGUAGAGCCUAAAAUCUGUGUGGAGAACGUCACAGGGGCGGUGGUGCUGCCGGCGACAGGUCAGAGAGAGCCCUGCCCUCCCUGCAACCCCGGAUACUACAACAGCAACGACUCCACCUGUCUGCCCUGCCCACCUGGAACCCACUCAGACGGGACCUACGUGUGCACUCAGUGUCCUGCAGGUACAGAGCCGGUGUUAGGUUACGAGUACAAAUGGUGGAACGUCCUGCCCUCCAACAUGAAGACGUCCUGUUUCAACGUGGGCAACUCCAACUGUGACGACAUGAACGGGUGGGAGGUUGCAGGCGACCAUAUUCGCAGCGGAGCAGGAAGUUCAGACAACGACUAUCUCAUCCUCAGCCUGCAUGUUCCUGGCUUCAAGGUCCCGGCCUCGCUCUCCGGGAUGACUGGCACUGAGUUUGGACAGAUCACCUUCGUGUUCGAGACCAUCUGCUCCUCCGACUGUGAGCUCUACUUCAUGAUGGAUGUGAACAGGAAGAGCACCACAGUGGUGGAGUCGUGGGAGGGCAGUAAGGGGAAGCAGUCGUACUCUCACAGCAUGACCAGGAACGCCUCGGUCACGUAUACCUGGGCCUUCCAGAGGACGAAUCACGCUGUGGACAUGCGUCGUUACGUGAGCGACACGGUGAAGCUGUACUCCAUCACCGUCACAAACGUCCUGGACGGCGUGGCCUCGUCCUGCAGGGCCUGCGCUCUGAUUCCUGAGAACUCGCAGCGGGCCGGCUCGUUAUGCGUGCCGUGUCCCGCCGGUUAUUACAUCGACAGAGAAACCAACCGCUGCCGGGAGUGUCCGCCAAACACACACCUGGCAGGACGCCACACCUACGGGCAGGACGCGUGCAUCGCAUGUGGAGCUGGAAGCAUCAGCAACAAGGCACACUCACGCUGCUUCAGCGACUGCUCCUUCUCCCACACGGAGAACAACCGGACGCUGACCUUUGACCUCAGCCCGCUGAGCGACAUAGCCUCUCUGACCAUCGGGCCGAGCUUCACCUCUAAAGGGACCAAAUACCUUCACAUGUUCAACAUCAGCCUGUGUGGACACGAGGGCAGGAGAGCCGCCGUCUGCAUGGAUAACGUCACCGACGUGUCCAACAAAGACGAGCAGAGCGACUCGGCUCGCUUCGUCAACUCAGUGGACAGCUUCAUCUGUCAAUCAACCAUUAUCCCAGCUGAUGGGCGGGGCUUCAGGAUGGCUAUUUCCUCCCAGUCCAUCAGCCUCGCAGACACCUUCAUCGGAGCGACGGUGGACAGCGUGCUGGACGGAGUGAAUGCUAAACCAGAUCUGUUCCCUGAAAACUCAAAGGAUGUUCCAGAUAUCAACUUCUUCUACAGGUCGAUGCAGCCAACCGCCUCGUGUGAUCAGGGUCGGAGUUCAGUCAUCACAGUUCGCUGUAACCCCAAGAAGUCAGAGCAAGGAGAAGUCUCUGUGCCCAGCUCCUGCCCUGCAGGAACAUGUGAUGGAUGCACGUUUAACUUCCUGUGGGAGAGCUCCAGCGCCUGUCCACACUGCUCCCAGGAAGACUACCACCAGAUAGAAGGAGCGUGCAAAGGAGGAAUCCAGGAAACUCUGUACGUGUGGAACGAGCCGAAGCUGUGCACCAAAGGUGUUCCUCUUCCCGCCAGGACCUCGUCUCCGUGCGAGGCCGUCGCUCUGUGGCUGAAAGUCGGGGUCGGGGGCGGAGCCUUCGUGGCCGUGCUGCUCAUCGCUCUCACCUGCUAUUUCUGGAAGAAAAACAAGAGGUUGGAGUAUAAGUACUCUCGUCUGGUGAUGUCCGCCAACAAAGAGUGCGAGCUGCCGGCUGCAGACAGCUGUGCUCUGGCUGAGGGGGAGGAGCCUGAUGACGACGUGGUCUACACCCAGAAACCUUCACUGCUGGGGAAACUGAGAGCCAUCGCCAACAAGCAGGAGGGCGGAGAGAGCAGCGAGUCGGUGCAGCUGAACUCCUCUCACUCCAAUAGAUGGGUCCUGGGAUGAUCUGAUGCCAACAGAGACAGACAUUAAAGACCGGAGGAGCAGUGACCGUGUGGCCGCCCUCCUCCUCCUCCUCCUGCGUCCUCUGCCCCUUCUUUGUGGGGGGGGGGGGGGACCACAGAGACCAGUCUUCACUGGAAACAGGGAUGCUGUUAGAAACUGGACUAAAGCUUUUGCUCUGGUAGAAAACACAGGAAUCACUCGGCUGCUUUAUGGAUGCUUCAGGGCGGAGACGUAAAGAGAAACAGGCUUUCAAUGUUUUUGUAUGUUUUGUAUUUGAUUUGGUAUUUUCUGUUUGAAGUCGUGUAUUUAUAUCAAUGCUAUAAUGAUGAACUUUAAUAAAGUCCUGUUUGACUUA